AUGUCUAGAGCACUUAGGGCCAGAAAUAAACUUGGGUUUGUAGAUGGUUCUUUUCAGAAAACAAAGGUAGAUGAGUCUAAAAGUUCUAAAUGGGAUAGAGCCAAUGUUGUAGUCUGUUCUUGGCUUUUGUCAUCCAUAUCAGAUUCCAUCUAUCAGAGUCAAGCUUAUUCAGAUGUUGCUGAGGAUAUUUGGAACAAUCUUUUUGAAACCUAUAAUAAGUCAGAUGGAUCUGUUGUUUUUAACAUUCAUCAACAGAUUAAUUCCUUGAAACAAAAUGGUAUUUCACUAUCAGACUACUUUAAUAAACUUGACUCUCUUUGGAAGGAAUUUGAUGGUCUUACUAGUCUUACUGAGUGUAAAUGUGAAGCAUCUGUUAAACUUAAGGACCAUUCCAAUCUUAUGAAACUUAUGCAGUUUCUUAGUGGUCUAGAUGAUUCAUAUAUUCAAGUCAAGAGUCGUAUUCUUCUUAUGGAACCCUUACCUAAUGUCAAAACUGCAUUUUCUAUAUUGUCUAGAGAAGAGUCUCUUCAAAGAAAUGGUUCUUUGACUUCUCUUCAGUCUUCUAAAUCUCAACCUACUGCUUUUAAUAGUAGGUUUAAUAAUAGGUUUAAUUCAAACAAUUCUAAUAGGAAUAAAAAUCAGGUAGUACAACGCAAGAAUUGUGGUAUUAAAGGGAGUUCUAAUGCUCCUGUCUUAUCUGAUGUUGUUGGAGACUCUGAGCUUCAUCAGCUCACUAAGGAACAAUACAUGAAGUUUUUGCAACUAAUAAAUGAUAAACAAGUUAAUGAGGAAGCACCUGCGAGUGCUAAUGUCACACCCCGAAAACCGAAGGCGGAAACAUUUCCAGGACGGACUCUACGUUGA
Messenger RNA from Lactuca sativa (garden lettuce), 864 nucleotides. Lineage: Eukaryota; Viridiplantae; Streptophyta; Magnoliopsida; Asterales; Asteraceae. The record is from RefSeq and is a predicted model, not a curated record.